UAAAGCCAAAGCUUUUUGUAGGCUCUUCAGGUAGGGAACAGGCAAAAUGUGGGAUCUGCUUAUUCUGAGGACCCAUUACUGCUGCACAGUAAGCAGCUGGGGUAAAGAAAAAAUGGCAGUGGGUUAUGAAGAGUCUAUGUUCACAUAUGUAGUACACUAUAAUUUAUUGCAUGACCUAGCGGUCUUAAAUACUCCAACCAACUCUCAUUUGCCUGUUUUGUGGUUAGCAGAGUCAGAGAGAAAGUUAUGGUUUUGGGAGAAUUGCUAAACUUUCUGUUCAAGCAACUGAUUUCUUUCCCAUCUUCCUGUUUGCUUCAAGCUCUCUGGUGGCUGGGAUGCUCAGCACCAUGAACAGCCUCAUUGUCACUAUCCUCAUGUGGACCACAAUGGCGUUUGCUGAAACAGACACGUCUCUUGAAGAGAUCCCUGAUGCCGGUUUUCGAAAGUGCCAGGAUGCUUUACAUCUGCCUGUUCUGGAAGUGCUACCUGGAGGUGGCUGGGAUAACCUGAGGAAUAUAGACAUGGGACGGGUGAUGGAACUGACAUACACCAACUGUAAGACCACUGAAGACGGAAUGUACCUCAUCCCCGAUCAAGUCUUCACUAUUCCUCAGAAGGAGAGCAACGUGGAUAUGAACUCGGAGAUCCUGGAUUCCUGGGAGAAUUACCGCAGCAUCACCUCCUUUUCCAUCAACAUGAAUUUCGAUUAUAAUCUCAAGGUCAACGGCAAGUUCUCGACUGAGUUCCAAAGAGUGAAGACCAAUCAGGUGAAGGACAGGACUGUAACUACAAGAGUUCAGGUGAGAGACCUGGUCUACACAGUGAAAAACAACCCAAGCGCAGAGCUCAGCUUGGGGUUUAAGAAAGAGCUCAUGGAAAUCUGUGACCGUCUAGAGAAAAACGAGAUAAAGACGGCCAACUACCUGGCAGAACUCUUGGUCCUCAACUACGGCACACACGUAAUCACGAGUGUGGAUGCUGGGGCUGUGCUGGUUCAGGAGGAUCACAUCAGCUCCUCCUUCCUUAAGAACAGUGAGGGAACCCGUGUGGCUGUGACUGCAUCUGCUGGACUGACCUUUGCAAAGAUGGUGAACUUCAACACCGGGAUGGAUUUUGCCUACAAGAAUACCUUGGCCACAGGCUACCUUGCUAACAGAACCAACUCCAGGGUGCAGAGCAUUGGAGGGAUUCCGUUCUACCCGGGCAUCACCUUAGAAACCUGGCAGAAGGGCAUCAUUAACCACCUGGUGGCAAUAGACCGUGUUGGCCUGCCUCUGCACUUCUUCAUCAAGCCUGACAAGCUGCCUGAUUUUCCACAGCAUGUGCUGGAGAAGCUGUCCAAGACAGUGGAAACUGCUGUGAAAAGCUAUUACAACUUUAACACGUACCCGGGCUGCACAAAUGUUGACUCUCCCAACUUCGAUUUUCAAGCCAAUAUGGAUGAUGGCUCCUGUGAUGGUAAAAUGGCUAUCUCUCCAUUUGGAGGGGUUUAUCAAGUGUGUUCUCAAUACUCAGGGCACAAUAACCUUUCCCUUUGCUCAAAUUUGGAGCAGAAGAAUCCACUCAGUGGUGAUUAUUCUUGUCCCUCUGGCUACACCUCUGUCCAUCUGCUGUCUCAGACCCAUGAAGAAGGUUACCAUGACAAGGAGUGUAAACAGAAAUGCACCCUCAAGAUCUUCUGUAGGAUGGUGUGUAAAGAUGUGUUCCGAGUAGCCAAGGCUGAAUAUAGAGCUUAUUGGUGUGCGGCCACUGGCCAAGAAUCUGAAAACUCAGGACUUCUCUUUGGGGGAGUCUUCACUGACAAGAGCAUCAACCCCGUGACAAAUGAACAGUCAUGCCCGACCAGUUACUUUCCACUGAACCUGUUUGAAAACCUCAAGGUAUGUGUUUCUCUGGAUCACGAGGUGGGGCCCAAAUUUUCAAUCCCCUUUGGUGGGUUCUUCAGCUGUACAAUGGGGAACCCCUUGUAUAACACUAUCACGUCUGGAGUCUUAGAGGAGUCAUUUCUGCGAAAGUGUCCUGGGGGCUUCAGCCAACAGCUGGCCACUAUCAUCGAUGGAUGCCAAGUAUCCUAUUGUGUCAAAGCUGGGAUCUUUACAAAAUCAUCCUUGGCCCCCGUCAGGCUCCCACCUUACACUCAGCUACCUAUUAUGAGUCAGGUUGCCAACAACUCCAUUGUAAUGACAAGCGGAGAGGGUGCCAGACCCUGGGUUAAGGACUCCUACACCCAGCAGUGGAGGCUGGAGGACUCGUCGAAACUGGACAGUAGUAGCCUAUCAGCAGGUGCAGCUGCUGGAAUCACAAUUGGGGUUAUCUUGGCACUAGGGCUUUUAAUUGCCAUGGCCAUCUAUGGCAAACUGAGGUUUAAGAAGAGUGAAUAUGAAAUAGGAAGAAAGGUGCUUCUCCCUUUUCCAAGAGCUAGAGUCACCCCUGAUGGGGUACAGGAUCCAAGUCCAGCUUAAGCCUUCCCUAAAGAGACCGUUCCUCUCAUCUCCAAGCCCAGGUUCAAGCUCCCUCUUCACUCCUUUCUUCUCCACCUCUGCCUUCCUAAGAAGUGAAGUCCCAGCUGCAACAAAAGGGAGGUUUUCUAGCUCUGUGGUUUCGUGUAUGUCUCUGCAUUGGGAAUUAAAGGAUCUGUGGGAACAAGGUAGAGAAAGAAAGACUUUCAACUCAUUGAGCACAACCCAGCCCUGGUUCUUAGCCGUAACGGGAGCACUUAUCCCCAAGCAAACUGGUUGUCUUCACCUGAAUCUCUGUGUGUGAAAACAGCUGGGUUGGAGAGCAAGAGCCUCGUGGUAAAACUGCAUUUAUCCUGAAGUUGGCAGAAGUUCUCCAGUUUGUGAGCUGGAAGACUUUGCUGUCCCUGUGUCUUGUUUUGAGUUUUGUAUCUUAGACUCUGAAAAUACAUAGAUGGUCCUGUUCAGCCAGUGCGUUGGAGACUCCUGAGCUCUGCUUGGAUGACUGUGUCAUCUCCCGGGGCAACUGAGAGGAACUGCGGGACCCACAGCAAGUGACUGUUCUGUGUCUGCCUCACAGUUAGGAUUUACU
Messenger RNA from Meriones unguiculatus (Mongolian gerbil), 3048 nucleotides. RefSeq names its product macrophage-expressed gene 1 protein-like. The transcript has a single exon. The record is from RefSeq and is a predicted model, not a curated record. Lineage: Eukaryota; Metazoa; Chordata; Mammalia; Rodentia; Muridae. Gene Ontology annotation, biological process: defense response to bacterium. Bases 336 to 2462 code for a protein of 708 amino acids.